Molecule: messenger RNA, 447 nt
Organism: Lotus japonicus
Lineage: Eukaryota; Viridiplantae; Streptophyta; Magnoliopsida; Fabales; Fabaceae
Exons: 2
Coding region: 1-447 (148 amino acids)
Source: RefSeq, a predicted model, not a curated record
AUGUCAGCAGAUACAUACUUACCGGAGGAGUGCUGGGAAUAUAUCUUCACAUUACUGAAUCAGCCGCAGCAGCAGUACUUGGAGCCUGUCUCCCUCGUCUCCAAGCAAUUCCUCUCCAUCACUAACCGCCUCCAAUUCUCCCUCGCCAUCCACGACCACCCACUCCCCUUACUUCCCCACCUCUUCCACCGGUUCCCCAAUCUCACCUCCCUCGACCUCACGCGCUUCCACGGUGAGCUCGACGCGCUUCUCCUCCAAAUCUCCCGCCACCCCUUGCGCCUCCUCACAUCGCUCAAACUCUCCCACAAUCAAACCACGUUCCCAGCACACGUCGUUAGAGCCGAAAGUAGCAACCUCCGCCAGUUCCUCUGCAUAGUUGUUGCUGCUGAGGCGGCUGAGGAGGAAGCAUUGAGAAUAAUGAUUGCUGUGAUGAUUUUUCUGAAAUAA